AUGCCUCAUCUUGUGCGGCAGAACCUGCUGUUGCCCAACCCGCCCACGGUGGUCAUGCACGAUCCGCGGACCCACUUGAAGCACCUGCCACAAGCCUACAGUCCCGCCCAAACCCCACUGAGUCGGGAACGGGACUUUGCCCCGCAGGUGCGCUAUCACCUGGAGUCGCCACGAAAGCCCAAGUUUCGACCCUGCAAGGUCAUCUUUGUGGGCGACUGCUCGGUGGGCAAGACGGCCAUCGUCAAUCGUUUUUCCUACGACAAAUUCCAGUCGAACUACAAAGCCACCAUUGGCGUAGACUUUGAACUGGAAAACUUUAGUAUUCUGGGUCACAACUAUAGUCUAGAAAUGUGGGAUACUGCUGGUCAGGAGCGCUUCAAAUGCAUAGCUGGGGCUUAUUAUCGCAACGCAAGUGUGAUAGUUGUGACCUUUGACAUGUCCAAGCGAGAUACCCUGGAAUCGGCUAAAAAAUGGCUUAACAGCGCACUCAACUACAAUACCAGCCAAAAACCCUUGGUCUUUUUGGUGGGCACAAAAGCAGAUCUCUUGACAAAAGAGGAGUUUGUACGGAUAGAGCGAUUGGCCGGAGUUACAGCUGCCGAGCUUCAGGCAGAAUAUUGGUCCGUCUCAGCGAGAUCUGGUUUUAAAAUUACGGAGCUUUUUCAAAGGAUUGCUGGCCUAGCUUUUGAAGAAGCUGUAAAGCAGCUAAUGAAGUCGGUGAAAAUCAAACCUCAAGAUCAGGCCACUCAGGCACCAGUUAAAUCGCAAACAUUUGAUUUACGAAGCUUUUUUGGUAAUCGCUCUACACCUCAAAGAAGCGGAUGUGCUUGCUAGCCUUUAUAUUUUAUUGGCACAUAUUUUAAGUUAGACUAAGACUUUAA
Messenger RNA from Drosophila ficusphila, 881 nucleotides. RefSeq names its product ras-related protein Rab-34 (gene RabX5). Gene Ontology annotation, molecular function: GTPase activity; GTP binding. The record is from RefSeq and is a predicted model, not a curated record. Lineage: Eukaryota; Metazoa; Arthropoda; Insecta; Diptera; Drosophilidae. The transcript is spliced from 6 exons. The coding region runs from base 1 to 834 and encodes 277 amino acids.